AUGGCAGGUGAUGAACUCAUCGUUCACGGAGGCCUAAAAUCAGAUGCCGACCACAACCUCAUCUACCAACAUGAUAGCUUCCUGAUUCCUUUAAACAAAGACUGGAACAAUCGAACCCUUGACGCCCCUUCGAUAGUAUCUGAAGCUCCAGGGCUGUUAUGCCAGGCAUUAGUUGUGGACGAAGAGCAGACAGUCUACGCUCUUGGCGGAAAGCUUUCCGCUGAUGGUCGCGUCAAAGACACUCAGGCCAACUCAUUCUAUGAAGAUCGUUUGCCAGAGAUCUGGGCACUUCCCCAGUCAAACUCCAAGUCGUCUAGAUCCUGGUUGAAAUUACUUGGAAAGAACGCGGCAAAGCCGAUGCCUCCAAAUUUCCAACAGAUCGCCUGUGGUGCAUAUUCAUACGACGGCCAAAGGGCUUACUACAUGGGAGGACUCAUAUCGCACUGGACAACGUUCGGAAUCAGCAACUUCACCCAAGAUUUCGGCGUCGCAGGAUUGGUCAGUUUCGAAUUUGACUCGAAAGAGCUCACCAAUUCGACGAAUGAUGGACAGUUCUUUGCAUCCCGCUUCACUGGUCUUAACGAGAAGCCUUUCAAGCCAGGACCUAUGUUCAACAUUCCAUUCGGACCAGAUGGCACGUUAGUCUCCUUCGGAGGAUUAGCGUAUCCAAAAGCUACGGAGGUCGAAUAUGGAGCCGGCUGGAGUAACCUAUGGAUCUUUGAUAAGCGCAAAAACACAUCAUAUAAUCAACCUCUUAAAGGGGAUAUUCCUCCUGGCUUGGGAGCGGAUCCUGGAACAUUUGCAUUCUUCAUGGCUAUUGACGAGGCAAAUGAAACCGUUGAGAUAUUCGCCUAUGGCCACUUCAACCAGUCAUCCGAGAGUGAUACGAUCUACAUUCUGUCUCUUCCGGCUUUCAGAUGGACCAAGACAUCCUUCACAAACUACCCGCGCCGGGUCGGGAUGCAGUGCCAGUCUGCUGGAAACAACCAAGCCAUCUGUACCGGCGGGGCUAACCCUGAGUCAGUUCCACUGUGGAACUCAACGGACGAGUGGUCGCAGGGUCUUGGGGUCCUUGACACGACCAACCUUGUACUGAAGGAUAGCUAUGACGCAUCCGCUUCACCUUACGCUGCACCAGAACUUGUCAGAAGGAUAUACGAGAACAAGUCAAGAUCUAUUGCCGACGACGUGGGCCUCGCCGGAGGUCAAAGAAACUUUUGA
Messenger RNA from Alternaria postmessia, 1221 nucleotides. RefSeq lists its product as uncharacterized. The transcript is spliced from 5 exons. Gene Ontology annotation, molecular function: protein binding. The record is from RefSeq and is a predicted model, not a curated record. The coding region runs from base 1 to 1221 and encodes 406 amino acids. NCBI's taxonomy places the organism in Eukaryota, Fungi, Ascomycota, Dothideomycetes, Pleosporales, Pleosporaceae.